AUGCUGCUGGGUAAGUGCCCUCACUGUUGCUCCCUACCAAACGGCGAAACUUACUUCGGUCGCCCGACUGGUCGCUGCUGCAACGGGCGUCUCAUCGUCGACUUCAUUGGUAAUAUAUAUAUUUCACUUAACGCUAGCUCUUCCAGCGGGUUUUCUUAA
This is a messenger RNA of Linum tenue, 159 nucleotides long. The record is from the annotation of a GenBank genome assembly. NCBI's taxonomy places the organism in Eukaryota, Viridiplantae, Streptophyta, Magnoliopsida, Malpighiales, Linaceae.